UCCACAGUUAAGGUAAACAGAUCUGUGAUGACAUUUUCUGAGCAGAAUACCAAUGCUGCUACAUUUCUUCCCAGAGGUUUCUGACACUUCUUAUAUGCGGAUAAAAUUUCUCCCCAAGAAGGUUUUGUUCACAGGAAAGAAAUAGGAUCUUUGUAGGAGUCUUCCUUAAAGAAAUGGCAUCAGAUAUUCCUGGCUCUGUGGCCUUGCCGGUGGCACCAAUGGCAAGUGGGCAAGUGAGAAUGGCAGGAUCCAUGCCUUCCAGAGGAGGAAAGCGCCGCUCUGGAAUGGACUUCGAUGAUGAAGAUGGGGAGGGGCCCAGCAAAUUUUCAAGGUAUGAUGGUGAUCAAAUCUCUGGUGAUAAGGAAAAGUUUGCAAGGGAGAAUCAUAGUGAAAUUGAGAGGCGCAGGAGAAAUAAGAUGACACAGUACAUCACCGAGCUGUCCGAUAUGGUCCCCACUUGUAGCGCGUUGGCUCGUAAGCCUGACAAGCUGACAAUUCUUCGGAUGGCCGUUUCGCACAUGAAAUCAAUGAGGGGCACUGGAAACAAAUCUACUGAUGGAGCUUACAAGCCUUCAUUUCUUACAGAACAGGAACUGAAGCAUCUUAUCCUGGAGGCUGCAGAUGGGUUCCUGUUUGUAGUUGCAGCUGAGACGGGAAGAGUGAUCUACGUAUCAGACUCUGUGACUCCUGUGCUGAACCAGCCGCAGUCUGAAUGGUUUGGCAGCACUUUGUACGAACAGGUUCAUCCAGACGAUGUGGAAAAGCUGCGAGAGCAACUAUGUACAUCCGAAAACUCUAUGACAGGACGAAUCCUGGACUUGAAGACUGGAACGGUAAAGAAAGAGGGUCAGCAGUCCUCAAUGAGAAUGUGCAUGGGAUCAAGGCGCUCUUUCAUUUGCAGGAUGAGGUGUGGAAAUGCUCCUCUGGAUCAUUUACCUCUGAACAGGAUAACCACCAUGAGAAAAAGAUACAGGAAUGGCCUUGGCCCAGUAAAAGAAGGCGAAGCACAGUAUGCUGUUGUCCAUUGCACUGGCUAUAUCAAGGCUUGGCCACCAGCAGGAAUGACUAUACCAGAAGAGGACGCUGAUGUGGGACAGGGUAGUAAAUAUUGCCUCGUGGCAAUAGGAAGGCUUCAGGUAACCAGCUCUCCCGUGUGCAUGGACAUGAACGGCAUGUCAGUCCCAACUGAGUUCUUGUCUAGGCACAAUUCUGAUGGAGUCAUCACCUUUGUCGACCCAAGGUGCAUCAGCGUCAUCGGUUACCAGCCCCAGGAUCUUCUGGGGAAAGAUAUUUUAGAAUUCUGCCAUCCUGAAGAUCAAAGCCAUUUGAGGGAGAGUUUCCAACAGGUUGUGAAACUGAAGGGUCAAGUCCUGUCUGUGAUGUAUCGUUUUCGUACCAAAAACCGGGAAUGGAUGCUGAUCAGAACCAGCAGCUUCACGUUUCAGAAUCCUUAUUCUGAUGAGAUUGAAUACAUCAUCUGCACCAACACUAAUGUAAAGCAACUUCAGCAGCAGCAAGCAGAACUUGAAGUACAUCAAAGAGAUGGGCUGUCAUCCUAUGACUUAUCUCAGGUGCCUGUUCCAAGUAUACCAGCUAACGUUCAUGAGGGUGGAAAGUCUGUGGAAAAACCUGAUGCUAUCUUCUCCCAGGAGAGAGAUCCUAGAUUUGCUGAGAUGUUUGCUGGAAUAACUGCUUCAGAUAAAAAAAUGAUGGCCUCGGCAUCCACAGCAGGAAACCAGCAGCUUUACUCACAGGGAAGCCCAUUUCAGCCAGGACAUUCGGGAAAGACCUUCAGUUCAUCUGUGGUACACGUGCCUGGUGUGAACGACAUCCAGUCUUCUUCAUCGACAGGCCAGAAUCUGACACAGAUUUCUCGCCAGCUAAAUCAGAGUCAGGUUGCCUGGACAGGAAAUCGCCCACCAUUUCCAGGACAGCAAAUUCCGUCUCAGUCGGGCAAGGCUCAGUCAUCUCCCUUUGGGAUUGGAACAAGUCACACCUACCCAGCCGAUCCGUCCUCGUACAGCCCCCUUUCCAGCCCAGCCACCUCUUCCCCGAGCGGGAACGCCUACUCCAGCUUAGCAAACCGAAGCGCGGGGUUUGCUGAAGGUGGCCAGAGCAGCAGCCAGUUCCAGGGGAGACCUUCCGAAGUUUGGUCCCAGUGGCAGAGCCAACAUCACAACCAGCAAAGCGGAGACCAGCAUUCGCACCCUCAGCCCAGUCAGACUGAGGUGUUCCAGGACAUGCUGCCGAUGCCGGGGGAUCCGACGCAGGGUACUGGCAAUUACAACAUUGAAGAUUUUGCUGACCUGGGCAUGUUUCCACCGUUUUCUGAGUAGCUUGCAAAGCAGAAGUGGAAGUUCUUCUCCGAGGCCAUUUCAGUGUAAUUUUGGCUCUGCUUUUUCUGUGUUGCAUUUCUGUAGAAGCUACUAAACCAGAAGACACAUUUCUCAUGUUUCAGAUAGUGGUGUAGGGCUUGCUCUCUCCUCCUUGGGGUGUCAGUGCCGACAGAGGAGCUCCAGCACUUGGUAGUGUUCGUUGACAGCUCCAUUUAUUUUUGUUUUAUUUUAUUGUCAUCUACCUCAGAGAUGAAACACUUUGCUCGAUUUAAAAAAAAAAAAAAAGAAUCUCUGAGUCUUAAAUAUUUGAAUGUGAAU
Messenger RNA from Calidris pugnax (ruff), 2654 nucleotides. RefSeq names its product aryl hydrocarbon receptor nuclear translocator 2 (gene ARNT2). The record is from RefSeq and is a predicted model, not a curated record. Gene Ontology annotation, cellular component: cytoplasm; aryl hydrocarbon receptor complex; transcription regulator complex. Bases 174 to 2336 code for a protein of 720 amino acids. Gene Ontology annotation, molecular function: DNA-binding transcription factor activity, RNA polymerase II-specific; RNA polymerase II cis-regulatory region sequence-specific DNA binding; protein dimerization activity. The transcript has 20 exons. Gene Ontology annotation, biological process: regulation of transcription by RNA polymerase II. NCBI's taxonomy places the organism in Eukaryota, Metazoa, Chordata, Aves, Charadriiformes, Scolopacidae.